This is a messenger RNA of Rotaria socialis, 396 nucleotides long. The record is from the annotation of a GenBank genome assembly. NCBI's taxonomy places the organism in Eukaryota, Metazoa, Rotifera, Eurotatoria, Philodinida, Philodinidae.
AUGUUUUCUUUCUCAAGUACUCGUGGUGCAUGGUACUUCUACGGUCAAAUAUCCAAUUCCACAUCAAUGUGGCAGCCAAUCGAUUUGACAAACAAGGUUAAUUCGGUUCUUAUUGAUAAUGGGACGCUUCGAUUUAAUUUUUCUGCAUGGCUUGGAGGUACCGAUAAUCAAGAUGGUUGUGCUUCAGUGUUCCUGACUUUCGUCAGUCAGACAAGCCAGAUGAUUGGUAAUUAUAUCAGAAUUGGACCAGCACUUGCCACGAAUCGAGGGAACAUCACAUCAUUAAUCUUCGAGCAGGCUAAUGGGUUCGUAUCUGUUGGUACUCGAUCGAUGACACUACUUGUCACAAUGGCGCUGCUGAUGACAUCUCCCUCAUUUUGUAUUAGUAAUCAAUAG